AUAUCACUAUGAAAAAUCACAAACCUCACUAAGCUUUUCUUUCUUCUUCUUCUUCUUCUUAUAUACUUUCUUACAUUUUCUUUUUUUAUUUUCUCAAGAAAAUAAAAAAUGGGUGAAGCUGUUGAAAUUUUCCUUUCUAAUGGGUUCUCUACUUUUUACGAAAAAAAAGAUCAAAAUAUUAUUAAUAAUAAUAAUAAUAAUAAUGAUUCAAGUUGGUAUGAAGAAGUAAUUGAUGAAGAUCUCAAAUGGUCUUUUGCUUUGAACAGUGUUCUGCAUAAAGGGACAAGUGAGUUUCAAGAUAUAGCUCUCUUAGACACAAAACGUUUUGGAAAGGUUUUGGUGAUAGAUGGAAAAAUGCAGAGUGCUGAAAUUGAUGAAUUUAUUUAUCAUGAAUGUUUAAUUCACCCAGCUCUUAUAUGCCACCCAAACCCUAAGACUAUAUUUAUAAUGGGAGGUGGAGAAGGGUCAACAGCAAGAGAAGCUCUUAAGCACAAAUUAGUGGACAAAGUUGUCAUGUGUGAUAUUGAUCAGGAGGUGGUUGAUUUCUGCCAAAGAUAUCUAACUGUCAAUAAAGAAGCAUUUCUUCACAAAAAGCUUGAUCUUGUAAUCAAUGAUGCUAAAGCUGAAUUAGAAGAAAGGAGUGAGAAAUUUGAUAUUAUAGUUGGAGAUUUAGCUGACCCAGUUGAAGGAGGCCCAUGUUAUCAACUUUACACUAAAUCCUUCUAUGAAAAAAUACUCAAGCCCAAACUAAAGCCUAAUGGCAUUUUUGUAACUCAGGCUGGACCAGCAGGAAUUUUUACUCAUAAGGAAGUCUUCACUUCUAUACACAAUACUAUCAAACAAGUCUUCAAAUAUGUAAUAGCAUACACAGCUCAUAUACCAUCUUUUGCUGAUACUUGGGGAUGGGUUAUGGCAUCGGAUCAACCAUUUUCGGUCAACGCUGAAGAAAUUGACCAAAGAAUCAAAGAAAGAAUCGAUGGAGAGUUGUUUUACUUAAGUGGGGCCCUCUUUUUCUCCUCGGCUACUCUUAAUAAGACCGUUGCAUUAUCAUUGUUGAAGGAAACUCAUGUGUACACCGAAGAAAAUGCUAGGUUCAUUCAUGGACAUGGCUUGGCUAAAAGUGUGAAUAAUGAGUUCUAAAUUUUGGGUUUGGGGGAAUUUCUGUACAGAAAAUUACCAAAAAAGAAGAGAUGGAUUUUACAAAUUCAAAAAUAUCAAUUCACAAAAAUUUGUUUUAAGUAUUUUGGUUUUUAGACAUUAAAAAAAAUGUUAUGUUAUGUUAUGUUAUAUUAGUUUCAUUGGGUUGUUGAUAGGAUUUUAAAGUGGUAAUAGACUAUAUUAUUAUAUAUGUUAAAAGAUAUUUUAUGUUGUUGUUAUAUUUAUGUAUGCCCUAUAUAUUUUAUAUAUAUGAAAAAAUGAAUGACUUAUAUC
Molecule: messenger RNA, 1431 nt
Organism: Cannabis sativa
Lineage: Eukaryota; Viridiplantae; Streptophyta; Magnoliopsida; Rosales; Cannabaceae
Product: thermospermine synthase ACAULIS5
Exons: 10
Coding region: 109-1140 (343 amino acids)
Biological process (GO): polyamine biosynthetic process
Molecular function (GO): thermospermine synthase activity
Source: RefSeq, a predicted model, not a curated record